AUGGCUGUCUGGCUCCUAUAUCUCCUCAUACUGAUUGGCCAUAGCUUACAAAGCGAACACCUGGUUGGCCCGGGGCAGAUCCACGACGCAGCAGUGCAAGGUGCAGAGGCGCCCAUUCAUGGCCCCUCCAAAGCACUCCAAAAUCAGUUUGAGCUGGCCAUUCCAAUCGGCAACUGCCAAGAUGGGAUGUGCAUUCGAGAGAAAGCCCCGCAAGUGCCGGGUGACGGGCCCGGCAGUGGCGACAGAUCCGGCGGCGAGGCCGGCGACACUGCCAUCGCCAUUGCUCCAGCAAACACAGAUGCGGAUCAUGGACAGACUGAAAGACUCUCCACGGCCCUUCAACAGCAGACUCCAAACACCCCCGCCACCCGGGGCCAUCCAAUCAGCAAACCAGCUGCUUGGUGUAUGCUUGGUUCUGCAGUGGUGUUGAUGGCAAUGUGCAUCGCGUUUAUAGUGCUUGCGGCUAGGAAACAAAUAAAGUUUUAUGUCUGA
Puccinia triticina is the source of this 492-nucleotide messenger RNA. RefSeq lists its product as uncharacterized. NCBI's taxonomy places the organism in Eukaryota, Fungi, Basidiomycota, Pucciniomycetes, Pucciniales, Pucciniaceae. The transcript has 4 exons. Bases 1 to 492 code for a protein of 163 amino acids. The record is from RefSeq and is a predicted model, not a curated record.